This is a messenger RNA of Ctenocephalides felis (cat flea), 393 nucleotides long. Its product is annotated as cytochrome P450 4g15-like. The transcript is spliced from 3 exons. Lineage: Eukaryota; Metazoa; Arthropoda; Insecta; Siphonaptera; Pulicidae. The annotation marks the transcript as partial. Gene Ontology annotation, molecular function: iron ion binding; monooxygenase activity; heme binding. The record is from RefSeq and is a predicted model, not a curated record.
GGAGACGAUACGACUGCUGCAGGCAGCAGUUUCUUCUUGUCUUUGUUGGGAAUCCAUCAACACAUCCAGGAUCGUGUUAUCCAAGAACUGGACAAAAUCUUUGGAGAUAGUGACAGACCAGCAACAUUUCAAGACGCUUCAGAAAUGAAAUAUUUGGAAAAAUGUUUGAGGAUGUACUUACCAGUACCCAUCAUUGCUAAACAGAUUCAGGAAAACUUAAAAUUAUGUAAAAGACAAUGGUUACUAUCAGGAGGUGGAGUCGUUAGAUAUUCAUCGGCUCUUCGAUGCUCACUUAAAGCCCUUACAGUUCCGAAUCCUGCGGCAAUUCUGAUUUGCGCCUUAGUAAUGGUUUUUCUUUGUUGCGAACAUUACGAAUCUAAUAAUGAACAUUAA